AUGGCCGGCGGUGGCGCCGCCGCGUCGGCGCUGUCGAGCCCGUGGAGGGCGCUGCUGCAGCGAGCGCUGGACGCCAACGCGCACCUCAAGCACUCCACUUUCUUCCAGCUCGCCACGGUGGGCGCCGGCGGCAGGCCGGCGAAUCGCACCGUCGUGUUCAGGGGGUUCCAAGAGCACUGCGACAAGAUUCAGAUUAACACGGAUGCGCGGAGCAACAAGAUUGGGGAGAUCAAGGAAUGGCCCCUCGGCGAGAUAUGCUGGUAUUUCACCGAUUCCUGGGAGCAAUUUCGGAUCAGCGGUAUCAUAGAUGUGAUCGAUGGUUCCAGUCCGGACCCUGCCAAGCUCCAGCAACGAGAGAAAGCUUGGUUCGCCAGUUCAGUGAAGUCAAGAUCACAAUACUUAGGACAAAGUCCAGGGGUUCCCGUCGCAAAUGAUGACCACAUUAAGGAUGUUCAUAUCGAUCCAUCGGCUGCCCCAGUUGAUGCCUACUGUCUUCUGACUCUUGAUCCAGAAAAGGUUGAUUAUGUGAACUUAAAAAGUAAUCAGAGAUUGAUGUUCACAAGAACCCAGGAAGGAGAUGAGUCCAGUGACUGGAUGGCCGAAAAAGUUAGCCCAUAA
Messenger RNA from Triticum turgidum subsp. durum (durum wheat), 618 nucleotides. Lineage: Eukaryota; Viridiplantae; Streptophyta; Magnoliopsida; Poales; Poaceae. The record is from the annotation of a GenBank genome assembly.